AUGGAUCUGCCGGUUGUUAUUGAUUUCGAAGUGUCAAAUGGAGACACUAAUGGUGUUCCAUUCUGGUUGCGUGAUGUAUUUGAUCGUGCACUAGACGCUGUUGGUCUUGGCAAUAGGCUGGCGUCGGACGAGGCUAUUGCCAAUCUCGUCAAAGUAGAUCACACACAGUUGGUGGAUAAGGAAUGUGCAAUAUGCUACGACAAGUUCCUGACGGAGAAAUUAGAGAUUAAGGAGUCUCUGCAACUGGACGAUGGCGGCAAAUACAAGGAGUUGAUGAAACUAGAUCUAGAGUUGAAAAAGAAACUUCGAGAGGAGUAUGGCGUGCGGAUGGAGGCCCUUGAAAGAAAGUCAACGUUUAAUGAUCCACACUUGUUUUUCCCUACUGAUGUUGGUGGCAGUUCUUAUAGUAGAUUUCCCCAACGCAACUUGUCAACGUUUAAACAAGUGUCAAUCGAUGACCAAUUCCCUGGUUCCAACGGCGACAACAAGGAGAGAAAAGAAAAGAAGAUAGAAGAAUACAAGAAAGAGGGUCACAUUGCCGUCAAGAUGCCCGAGUGUGGUCACAUUUUUGGAUUAUCAUGUAUCGUUGAAUGGUUAAAGGCCCAUGUCUCAUGUCCCUUGUGCCGAAAAGAGGUUGAGGCUAGGAAAAAUGACCCAAACGUGUCCAAGAGAGAGAAUAUUGAGGAUAAUGUUGUUGCAAACUACAAUAAUGAGUCUGAGAUUGUUGAACAUCUAAUGACCCACUCAACCGACGUAUUCCGUCCAUUUAGGCGACCAUUUAAUCCACGAGUAACUCCAGUAACUGAUUCCUACAUGGAUCAAAACUGGGCCACACCACCUUACCAACCGCGUCCAUCUAGAUCUAGAGACCCAAGUAUCGUAUUACCGAAAAAGUUUCCCUUUCCUGAUCCUUUAGGAGGAGCCAGCCUUCCUCGCAUGAGAAGAAAUUUUCGAGAAUCAAGGCGAGUUAGGAGAGCACGAUCAAUGAACAGUAAUGAUGAGGAACAAGAAGCUCGGAGGAGAAGAAGUGGGUCGAAUGAGUCGGGGAGAAGCGCAAGAAGGGUCAACUUUUCCCCUCAUACUACAAACAUUGACGAUCUACACGAUUCAAGCGAUAGCGAAGUAUAG
Messenger RNA from Lodderomyces margitis, 1128 nucleotides. RefSeq lists its product as uncharacterized. Bases 1 to 1128 code for a protein of 375 amino acids. The transcript has a single exon. The record is from RefSeq and is a predicted model, not a curated record. NCBI's taxonomy places the organism in Eukaryota, Fungi, Ascomycota, Pichiomycetes, Serinales, Debaryomycetaceae.